AUGGGCUCUGAUGAUAAUAAAUCAAAUGAGACGGCUCUGAAAUCAACAAAGGCUGCAACUGAUCAAGGUCAGGGAGGCCUGGAGAAAAAAAAACGUUUGAAUUCGACCACCCAACUGACGGCUGACUUGGUAAAAGAUAACCAAAGCAAUUUCCCCAUGGAACUGGUUGAAAUCGUUUGGCAUGCUUUGACAACUCCCAAGAGCCGACACAAGCAACCCCCUCCUUCUAAAAUCGCCAAGGAUGGCGCAAUGAAAGGACGCUUGUUGCCUCUCCCAAGAAACUCAAUCCAAGCAACGACCCUAUGA
Cylindrotheca closterium is the source of this 306-nucleotide messenger RNA. NCBI's taxonomy places the organism in Eukaryota, Bacillariophyta, Bacillariophyceae, Bacillariales, Bacillariaceae. The record is from the annotation of a GenBank genome assembly.